Molecule: messenger RNA, 3897 nt
Organism: Synchiropus splendidus (mandarinfish)
Lineage: Eukaryota; Metazoa; Chordata; Actinopteri; Syngnathiformes; Callionymidae
Product: chitin synthase chs-1-like
Exons: 20
Cellular component (GO): cell periphery; cell septum
Molecular function (GO): chitin synthase activity
Source: RefSeq, a predicted model, not a curated record
AUGCAGUUCCCACAUGGCUCCAACAGAAGAGCCUCCCUUCUGGACUUCCUCCUUCCUGGAGUCCCUCUGGAACUGGGUCCUGGUGACUCUCACUCAGACCUCGGCUCAGUCCUGAGCCUCAGCACAGGGAACCUGGAGCCCAAGGUGAAGACGUCCUUCCUCCUCCUCAUCACUCUAGCCAAUGACGGGACAAAGGUUCUGCCCGCGGAUCAGAAGCCUGUCGCGCUGCUGUGCAUCGGCUGCGCUCUCAUCACAUCCAGCGUUCUUCUGCUCCAGAAAAGUCUGUGGAAAGCCUGUUACAAGACCUCCAAGAUGCCUGAAAAGACCACGGUGGCGCUGGUUCUGUUCUUUGAGUUUCUGGUGUCUUUCGGGGCGGCAAUUCUCACCAUCGUGGCCAUGCCUCACUUGGACAUCGUGACCAACGUGACCAUCCUGAACGGGAUCGGGAUCCUGUCCGCGCUCCUGCAGGUCAUCUCUCAGUGCGCCGCCAAGGAGAGGAACCGCUUCCUGGUGCCGUCCAUCACCUCUGUGCUCCUGCUCCUUCUGGGCUUCAUCCUCUUCCUGGUGCUCUACAUCACCAAGGACCCGAACGACACCAAGAUGCUGACGUGGAUAGGCCUGGCCGUUGGAGCUUGCUUCCUGGUCUCCUUCAACUGGUGGGAGAACUACUUCAAGCUGAUCAGCGAGAACAGUAGUUCGGUUUUCCUCAAGAACCUUUGCCACGAUGUGUCCCGCUGUGAGAACAUCCUCAACAUCCUCUCCAGUCUGCUCCGAAUGGCGGUGACCGCCGCGGUGCUCGGGGCCUACGUCCCUCUCUCUGGACUGGACUGGGAUGCCGUGACCUCCAUCCCUCGUCGACAGACCAAAAUCAUAGCUAUCAUUAUUGGAGUCCAGCUCAUCUCCUCGGCGCUGUGCCACUGGUUCUCCCUGGCGGCCUGUAAGAUGCAUGCGCUACGAAGCUGCUUCAUCGUGCCCCUGUACCUGGCCUCUCUGUCCGUCAUGGCCCUGCUGGUCGUCCCGGUCAUCGUCUACUACUACGACUACAGAGCCACCCUGAACGGGACUCAGAUCAACUUCACCGGUUACUGCCACGACGUCAUCUACUCCAGAAAUGACACCCAGACUGGAAGUGUCUUCCCUCACCUGGUUCGUGACGUGACACACACGCUGUGUUUCCUGGACAUGUCCAAGAUCUUCGACAUCGGGGUUCUGACAGGAUCUGCUGUGUCCUGGUGGCUGGGCCUCGUUUUGACCACGGUCCACCUUUGGUCGCUCGGUCUGUACCGCAUCCAGAGAACACAGCAGUUGUUCAUCAGGAGACUCUACGAAGGCGCCUUCAUGGAACAGUCUCUGCUGCUCAACGUUCGCUUUGAAGUCCAGAAAACUGAGCGGCGAAAGAAGUUCCGGACACUCGAGCCAGUAAACGUCUUUCUUUGCGCGACCAUGUGGCAUGAGACGUACGAUGAAAUGAUGAAAAUUAUCAUCUCAAUUUUUCGACUCGACGAAUACAGACCCAAGAAGGACUCGAGCGAUGUCACUUUCGAGGGUCAUAUCUACUUUGACGACGCCUUCAGAGACGUUCCAGGCAGCAUGGGUCGACACGUCAACGAAUACGCCGAGAUGCUGGUGGAAAUCAUCAAAGAGGUUUUUAGCAUUUUUCUGAACCUGGACAAGGGCAUGUUCCGAAAACAGUACCAGGUCCCGGAGCAGACGCUGGUCCGGACGCCGUACGGAGGUCGCCUGGUGGUGACGAUGCCUCACGGAAACAGUCUGGUGGUUCAUUUCAAAGACAAGAACCUCAUUCGACACAAAAAAAGAUGGUCACAAGUCAUGUAUUUGUACUACCUCCUUGGGUGGAAAAUCACAACCAAGUAUUAUAAACGUUGGCAAAAGGGAGAAGACGAGCAGACGCUGAAGAUGGAGCUUCAGGUCAGAAGACUCAUGAUCACACUGCACUACUUUAUGUGCAAUGCACUUAUGUGUUUGUGUGUGUUACUGUCGCUGUAGAAAGAGAAGCACAACACCUACCUCCUGGCUCUGGAUGGGGACACUGACUUCCAGCCAUCUGCUGUCAUGUUGCUCAUUGAUCGGCUGAAGCUGUACCCGAAGGUCGGGGCGGCGUGCGGACGGAUCCAUCCAACCGGUUCAGGUCCAAUGGUCUGGUACCAGAAGUUCGAGUACGCUGUCGGGCACUGGCUUCACAAGACGGCCGAGCACGUGUUCGGCUGCGUGCUCUGCAGUCCCGGCUGCUUCAGCUUGUUCCGGGCGGCCGCGCUGAUGGACGAUAACGUGAUGAAGAAGUACACCAUCAAAGCGUCGCAGGCUCGACAUCACAUCCAGUACGACCAAGGGGAGGAUCGCUGGCUGUGCACGCUGCUACUGAAGCAAGGGUGGAGGGUGGAGUACAACGCCGCCGCUGAUGCCUACACCAACGCCCCUGAGGAGUUCAAGGAGUUCUACAACCAGCGUCGUCGUUGGGGGCCGUCCACCAUGGCGAACAUCGUGGACCUGUUGGGGUCCGGGAACUUGAUCACGAAGAAGAACUCGUCCAUGUCCAGACCGUACAUGUUGUACCAGCUGUUCAGCCUGGCCGCCUCAAUCCUGGCUCCGUCCACCGUCAUCAUCAUGAUCGCAGGUUCCCUGACUGUGAUUCUGGACGUCAGUGCCAACGGGGCGCUGGUCAUCGCCAUGAUUCCUCCCAUCAUCUUCCUCGGCGUCAGCUUCAAAAUCAAGUCGGACACGCAGAUCAAGAUCGCGGGGUUUAUGAGCAUCCUGUACGCCUUCACCAUGAUGAUCACGGCCAUCGCCAUCAUCGGCACCAUGGUGAAGGACAACACCAUCCUGACGCCAAGCAGCAUCUUCAUCGUGGCCCUGGCCAUGUUCUACCUGGUCACCGCCCUGCUUCAUCCUCAGGAGAUGGGCCUGGUGAUAUACGGGUUACUCUACAUCCUGUGCAUCCCCAGCGCCUACCUGCUGCUGGCCAUUUACUCCAUGGUCAACAUGAACAAUGUGUCCUGGGGGACCAGGGAGACGGCGCCACCGGCUGGAGCUCCCAAGCCUGAAGUGGUGGUUCAGGAGACGCCUCCUCAGAAAGUGGAAAGCAAGUUGAACAAGUUCAUCUCCUGGAUCAAACGCUGCCGAGGCUGCAAAUGCAACACCAAGGAGGAACCCGUGGUGGUCCUGCAGAGCCCAGUGCCACAGGAGAUUGAGCCGGGGCUGCUUCCACAAAACACCAUCGUGGAGGAAGAGACGAUUCAGAAGAUGGGGCAGAGGGUGGAGGAGCCCGAAUUCACCUGUCCCAACCAGUGUUGGGUCACGCAGUUGCAGUCUCUUUCAGACGACAUGCACUUGGAAGAGGGCCUCCUGCCAGAGGAGGAGGCGCAGUUCUUCAGAGACCUGACCGUUCAGUACCUGGAGCCUUUGCCAGCCAACAAAAAGAAACAGAAGAAAAUGGCCGACAAACUGAAACAACUGAGAAACAAGAUUACUUUUGUCUACUUCCUUUGCAAUGGCUUCUGGCUGGUCGCGACCUUCUCCAUGCAACUCCAACAAUCCAAUAUCUUCAUCCGGGUCCCCAAAGUCGACGUCAACUUGGACCCUACGGGCGACUACAUCUACAUCGACCCCCUCGGCUUCAUGUUCAUCCUGGCCUUCAUCUUCCUGGUGGUUCUGCAGUUCAUAGCCAUGCUGUACCACAGAGUCUACACACUCAUCCAUUUUGUCGCCUUCACGGACACAGAUUCCAAGUUCAAGAAACAGCAAGAGAAGACCGUUGAAGUCAAGAAGCAGGUGAGCGAGGCCAGCAGCGAGGCCAGCAGCGAGCCCUCCGACGACGAAAGCGACUUCAUGUUUCCGGGUCUGCUGCCGAGGAGCCGCGACCUGGGGACCCUGGUUUGA